Molecule: messenger RNA, 1596 nt
Organism: Penicillium verhagenii
Lineage: Eukaryota; Fungi; Ascomycota; Eurotiomycetes; Eurotiales; Aspergillaceae
Product: putative amidase
Exons: 3
Coding region: 1-1596 (531 amino acids)
Molecular function (GO): catalytic activity
Source: RefSeq, a predicted model, not a curated record
AUGUCGGUCCUUUUCACCAGUAUAUCAGAAAACAAUCCUGUUAAGGCUGGAGACGCCGAGGCACUUAUAGAGCCUCUAGGCCUUACUAUUGACCCUUCAGAAUCGAAGGACUUCCAAACAUUGCUAGCAGCGGUCCAUGAUUGUGCAGAAGGUAUCGCUGCUCUUCCAGACUAUCAGCCAAUUCCUGAUCAGCUCAAAUAUCCGCGGGAGAAUGUCCACCGACCAUGUGAAGAAGAGCAGGUGCUCGGGCAAGCCUGGGCGCACCGGUUUCUCAUUCGAGGAAAGGAAGGGGGCGUACUGAGUGGAAAAUCAGUCAGUCUCAAAGAUGUGAUCGCAGUAGCUGGAGUACCCCAGUUACUUGGCAGUGAUAUCAUCCCGUCAUGGACGCCCAAAACCGAUGCAACAGUUGUCACAAGACUUCUAGAGGCUGGGGCAGAUAUCCAUGGGACGUCUACAUGCGAAAAUAUGUGCCAUUCUACUUCAUCAUACACGAGUGCGCAGGGGACUGUGGAGAAUCCCCACGCGACAGGCUACUCCGCUGGAGGAAGUACAUCGGGAGGUGCCGCUCUAGUCGCCGCAGAGCUAGUUGAUAUUACUAUUGGAGGUGAUCAGGGUGGAAGUAUUCGAGUUCCGGCUUCAUUUUGUGGAUGUGUCGGCUUGAAGCCAACAUUUGGACGUGUUCCCUACACUGGAGUUGCAAGUGGAGAUGCCAUGAAUGACCAUGUAGGUCCGUUGGCCCGCACAACCAUGGAAGUUGCAAAAUGUCUGGAUGCCAUCAGUGGAUAUGAUGGCAUCGAUGACAGAUCAAUGGGUAGCUUAAAGCCGGGCUCAACUAGCUUUGCAACCUCUAUUAAGGAUACAGAGAGACUAGAUGGUUUGCGUGUUGGAAUUCUCAAAGAAGGAUUCGAGCAUGAUGCUGUUUCAUCUAGUGUUCGACAUUCUGUGUUGACCGCCGCAAAGAAAUUUCAAGAUUUAGGCGCAACCGUCGAAGAGAUUUCCCUUCCAGAUCAUUUGCACGGACCCGCAAUCUGGACAAUUCAACAGCGAGUAGCCGGUGCGCAGACUCUAUUAGGUCAAAAUACAGGGCGGCGCGGUCUGUCUAUGACCGAAAUGGAGCGAACACGACUACCUUGGACUGAUGAGGGAUUUCAGCGGGCAUUCCCAUCCACUAAGAACGUUAUUAUCAAUGGCCUUUAUCUCAUGUCUCAGUUCCCGGACCUCUAUGGAAAGACCGCAAAUAUCGGGCGCCAGCUGAGCGAUAAAUACGAGGCAUUGUUUGCAAAUUACGAUGUGAUUGUGAUGCCUACAACGCCAGUUGUGGCUCCCAAGCAUGGCAAGCGAGGCCAACCAGUGGAUUCGCUUAAACCAAGUAUGGGGUUGACAAUCAAUACUGCCAUCUUCAAUGUGACGGGACACCCAGCAUUGUCAAUCCCGAUUGGAUUUGUAUCAGCCAAAGACGAUGACCAUAUCAUGCUACCUGUUGGUAUGCAGAUUGUUGGUGGGUUGUGGCAGGAGGAAAAGGUGCUGAGAGCUGGACAUGUUUGGGAGACUCAUUUUAACUGGAAAAAGAUGCAGUUUACUACUGAUAGAAACUAG